This is a messenger RNA of Coccinella septempunctata (seven-spotted ladybird), 5142 nucleotides long. RefSeq names its product sterol regulatory element-binding protein cleavage-activating protein (gene SCAP). Gene Ontology annotation, biological process: SREBP signaling pathway. The record is from RefSeq and is a predicted model, not a curated record. Bases 355 to 4203 code for a protein of 1282 amino acids. Gene Ontology annotation, molecular function: sterol binding; protein binding. Gene Ontology annotation, cellular component: Golgi membrane; endoplasmic reticulum membrane. Lineage: Eukaryota; Metazoa; Arthropoda; Insecta; Coleoptera; Coccinellidae. The transcript has 11 exons.
CUAUACCUCAUAUAUCUUAGAAAUAUAGAUGAACAGCCUUUUUAGUCUGAUUUUACGUAUGUGAUUUACAAAGCGUAAUCUCGUCCUAGCGAAUAUUUGAAUUUUUUUGUCUUGAGGUCUUCAGGAUUCCUGUCCAUUCCAUACCCCAAAACCAAUAGAAAAUAUGAAAAUCUGUGCAUUGAAGCAUUUUCCGAGAAUGAUCCCGUUUUGCAGUCAUUACUUCAAAUUAUUGGUUCCAAUUUGCCAUAAUAUGAGUAGUAAUUUUUGUGUAAUGUGAUAUAACCUUGAAAUAAAAUAAAAGAGACCCAGAAAUUAUUUUCAUUUAAUUCAGUUGAAAUGGAAAACGUAACAUAGAUGAGUAGUAGGGAUGAGUAUCCCCAAAGAAGGGGGAUAUCUAGCAGAUCUACAGUUCCAGAAAAAGUUGCUCAGUUUUUUUAUAGCUAUGGUCUUUUAGCAAGCAGUUGGCCAUUCUGUAUUUUGAGUAUAGCUGUAGCAAUUUUUCUGAUAUGUUGUUAUCCAUUGCUGAAUUUACCUCUGCCUGGUAACACACCUAUUCAAAUUCAAGGGAAAAAUGUCACCGAAAAUAUCCCCUACAAGCCCUUCUGCUAUGUUCAGCAGUUGGUGUUACGGGUGGCCGUUAUGCCUUGGGAAUCCCACUUAACGCUCGGGGAUGCCUUCAGAGCCCCGCUCUAUGAAUCUUUCAAGUUACUGGAUGCCGUAAGGAAUUAUGAGGAGAUUGAGAGUUCUCGUUCAUUGGCUCAUGUUUGUCUUCAUGUUGAAGCAAUUAAGAGGAUCAAAGCUGUGUAUCAGGACAUAUUGCCCCAAUACAGUUGUUUAGUCUUAUCUCCUGCCAAUAUAUGGCAUCAAGAUGUUGAACAGUUCGCUAAGGAUGAUUCACUUCUAUCCACUAUAUUUAGGCACCAGAAUUUUCAAAGGGGUAAGACUUCAAUCGCUGAGAUAGCAUUUGGAAUGCACAUGGUGGAUACCGGAAUAAAGAGAUAUCCUUUUCGGAAUAGGCAAAGGAUUAUUCAGUUUGCAGUUACUUUAUUUUUGAAAGAAUAUGACAAAGUGUUCAUUGAAGGAUUGAGACAAAAACUAGUCAAACAAUACCCCUUGCAUCAAAACGAGUCGAACAUGUUGGACAACAAUUCUGAGGAAAAUACGAUAGUGAUUCGAUACCCUGGAGAGAUAACUUACUGGGAAUUCGUUCCUAUAACGAUAGCCUUUAUUCUCUUGUUUUUAUACUACUACUUUUCACUGAAAAAAAUCGAAGCCAUAAAAUCAAAGCUCGCCAUGAGUAUCACUGUAGUAAUUACUGUGCUUGGCAGCAUGAUUAUGACUUUGGGUAUAUGUUUUUUUUUCGGUCGGACAUUAUCGCUGAAAGGAAAAGAAAUUUUUCCUUACUUGGCUAUUUUGGUUGGCAUCGAGAAUGUUCUAGUUCUCACUAAAAGCAUAGCUUCAACGCCUUCCCAUUUGGAUUUUAAGAUAAGAAUAGCGCAGGGUCUCAGCAAAGAAGGUUGGGGAAUCACAAAAAAUCUUCUGUUAGAACUGACAAUUCUUACCUUCGGCCUAUCUACAUUCGUCCACAGCAUUCAAGAAUUCUGUUUGUUCGCCAUUACUAGUCUGGUAACGGACUUCUUUCUGAAUAUGACCUUUUUCAUGGUUAUUCUAGCAAUCGAUAUAAGAAGAAUGGAAGAUAUGAACAAAAAGUUCAAUACACAUUUCAGGAGUAGCCUUCUUCAGAAUCACGUCUUUUACGAUUCAUACACACCAAAAAAGAACUCUUUGAAUCGUUCCAAAUCACAUCCCAGACUAUCUACCUACCCAACUAAUGUGGUAGCAGGACAGGCGCACAAUGCUCAGGAGAAGAAAAAAAUUCCUAAGAGACUCAGAUUGGUUAAUAUUUGGGCCCGAACCAGAUUAUUUCAGAGAUCUUUCAUGAUACUCAUGGCUACAUGGAUCUUGAUAAUCGCUUACAACAGUGGGAUAGUAGAGCACUAUAUUUUGAACUACACCAUGAAAUUCUCAGAUACGAAAAUGAGUGAAAUAGACAACUCGACUUCGUCUUUCUCCGACUAUAAAUCUCUGAAAAUGUUCCCGCAUCUAGACAUAAAUAAAUCUUAUGUCGCUCUGAACUACGUUACUCACAAUCCGCUCAACAUAGAUUCCCAGAAUCACAGCGCCGAUUUGUGUAAGUUGAAGCAUCCCGAUUACGAGCCUCGGACCAAAUUAUCGCCGUUUUAUUGGUCCUCGAUCUUGGGCAAAUACAAUAUCUCCUUGAGCAGGCAAUAUAUUACCAUAUUGCCAACUAUUAAAUUAUCCCAUGUUAUCACCCCCGAAGACGCCAUUGUGAUGAGGAAUCCGUAUGAAAAAUACGGGGAAACGUUCCAGUGGCAGGCUUUGGCAGCAGCACUCGACCCCAUGGAGUUCGCUUCAGAUGGUCCAUCGGGUAAAUCGGCGCAGACAGACCAACCCCUAUUUCCAUCAUCUCCGAUGGAAAUGUUUUUGACAACUUUACUAUGCAUAGUGAGCACAGUCGUACUGACCUACACUUUCGUCGUGCUGUAUCGGUGCAUAUGUUCUCGAAAUUACGCGGAAUGGAGGGCUUCUUGGUUCAACAACGAGAAGGGCGAGGAAUCUGAGAACGAGUCCCAGGUACUGUUGGAAGCCAUCACGACUGCCUUGGAGGGCCAUCAACAAUCUGUCGAAUUGCUGGUUUCCGAUGGGAAUAUAAUCGUCAGUUGCUGUUUGGAAGGGACCAUCAAAGUUUGGGAUAAUAACAGAGGGGAAUUGGUUUCCAAUAUUGAUAGAUACAGUUACUUUCGUGUCGAACCAAAAUUGCACUAUAAUUACGAACCUGAGGAACAAGCGUUCUCAGAUUACGAAUCAGGCUCGCCACCCUCGAGGGAUGAGAGUCUCUCUAUGUACCCACGUCUCUUGCACAAGAUCAACACGAACUUCUCCAAUAUAAAAUCGGAUUCUCCCCCGUCCACAUCCGCAAGGUACAAUUUCGACGAUUCCUACCAACUCCUCUACAACAGCAACAGCGUGGGUCCUACCAUAAGGAAUCGGUUGAAAGACAUCAACUGGCUCAAAGAUAUAGUGAGGAAGGAAAACAGGAAGUCUGCAUCUUUGGACAGUGAUAAUCACAGUGCGAGCGGUUCCAGUGAGUGCGUGUUGAUGCUAGAUUCGAACGAGAGUUGUAAUUUCGAGAGUAAAAAGUUUUCUCCUGUGUGGUGUUUGGACUAUUUGGACAAUAUGAUUGUUAUAGGCUGUGCCGAUGGACAUAUGGAGUUUUGGGAUGCCUCGACGGCAAAAUUAAAGUGUAUUUACAAUGAAGACGUCGAUGGAGUUGGAAUAACACACAUAAAACUGAUAGGUUCGAGAGUAGUUGCUGCUAGGUUGUAUGGAAAUCUGGAUUUUUUCGCGCUUCAGUCCUACAAUCAGGGACGACCAGUGGACUGGAACUUCACAGUGGCUUACAGAAGAACCCACAUAAGGACUGGAUCCCAUGGUUCCAUGCCGGAUCAUUCAAAAACCGAACAGAGUGCCCAAGACGAGCUCAGGUGCGUGAAAUUAGUAACUGUUAGGGCUCACCAACAACCCAUCUCUUGUAUGGAAUGCGAGGGCGGUAGUGUAAUAACUGGAAGUUUAGAUCAUACCCUGAAGCUCUCCAAGUUGGAGGAUGGUCGACCGGUGUAUACUUUACACGGUCAUUGCGGUCCCAUUACAUGCAUGUUCAUCGAUGCCCUUAAACCCUCUUUAUCUGGUAGUGGAUCCCAAGAUGGAAUGUUAUGCAUAUGGGAUCUUUCAACCGGGACCUGUCUGUACAAUAUACAGGCACACAAUGGCUGUAUAACCUCGCUUACUUACUCCCCAAGCUACGUUAUAUCUUUGGCAACUGACGACAAAAUGUGCGUGUGGGAGAGGUUUCAGGGGCAUCUUCUAACAACAAUACAGAUAUCCCAAACUUUUUCAUCUCCGUUGACAAUGCUCGCGCCCCAUCUAGUUGUUACCGCUAGAACUGAUAGUCUGGCCAUAUGGGACUGUAGGUCAGGACAAUGUGUUAGAACAAUUCAGCUCGGAAGGUCGCCAUACAUCAACAUAAAGCAGUUGAUACUCCUUAGAGAUGCCGUCCUUUGCGAUUAUGGCAACCAACUGAGAGUUGUGAGGUUCCCUUUGAUAACUCACAAAUUUGAUUGAGUUUAGUGUGAUUUGCUGAUUUUAAAUAUUUGCACCAUAUAUAAUUUCAUCUGAACGUAAUGAAUUCGAACUAAUUUCAAUAGAAUUCCGUAUCAUUUUAGCCCAACAUUUUAUUUUGUCACAAUAAAAUUUUAAUUUUCAAAUUCAAUUUUAUAUCGUUAAAAAUUUUCUGUGCAGAGUUUGUGAUUUUCGUUUGUAAUUGAAAUUGGCAGCAUCUUUGGAAUUGUUAUUGUUGAAAUGAUAUUGUUAAAAUGUUUAAACUCUUUUUUGUUCUCUUUAUGUUGUUCCUUAUGUAUAUGUUGGAAAAAAUUUUGACUUUAUCUAUUGGUGUUUUUUUGUGAAUUUCAGUUAUAUACGAAACAAUCAUCUUAUACAUAACAUUUGUUUAUUGUCAUAUACAGAAGGGAAUUGAAAAAGGCUGAUUGAUUAAUUCAUUCAUGAGCAGUGCUCCGUGUAUAAUUAAUUCGAGUUGAUUUGAAGAGUAAAUUAGCAACUAUUCUCUAUUGCAGCACAGAUAUAUGCGAGUUUCUAUGGAAUUCUCUCUUUACAGCUUUAUUGAGCACACUGUCUGUCUUCAAUCAACAAAAUGAUUGUUUGGGCAGAUUGUUUUCUCGUAAAUUCACCGAUUGUAAUACAGAAAAUCUUUAUAUUUAAUAGUACAUUAACUGAUAAUGAAAGCAUUGACUUAUACAUUAUUAUUUCUGAAACCAAAGAACUAAGAACAGCAUCAAAUAUCUAAAUAAAAAAUCCUUAAUGCAAAAAUCUCGUUUUUGAGAUUGUUAAUUUUCAAUUCGUUAAUUUAUUAUUGAUAUUUGAACAUUUAUAUUUAUUGUUAUUGACACAUCUAACAUAAGAAAUAUUUUUGUAUGUCAAUGAAUCAAAAAAUUAACACAGUUCUAUUUGAAUUGUAAUUUUGUAAGAUUAUAUUUUAUUACUCCA